UUGGCGGGCAGCAGCCCCUGGGUUACUUUGAGUUAGGGUCGCUGCUUUUGGUGUAGAAGACGGGAACCGCCUGUGUGCCGACAUUUCGGAGAAGUGGUCGGGGUUGCGAACAGUCAAGUGGAAGAGAAGGAGGUGACUUGUACAAAGAAAGACUGACAGUAAGGAUAAAUAUUUGGAUUAUGGCAAGAUGAGCUUCCUGUUGCCCAAGCUAACUAGCAAAAAAGAAGUAGACCAAGCAAUAAAAAGUACUGCAGAGAAGGUAUUGGUUCUCCGAUUUGGGAGAGAUGAGGAUCCAGUCUGUCUGCAGCUAGAUGAUAUUCUUUCUAAGACAUCUUCUGACCUGAGUAAAAUGGCUGCUAUAUAUCUGGUAGAUGUGGACCAAACUCCCGUUUACACGCACUAUUUUGACAUCAGUUAUAUUCCAUCUACUGUGUUCUUCUUCAAUGGGCAGCACAUGAAAGUGGAUUAUGGGUCUCCCGAUCACACUAAGUUUGUGGGAAGUUUCAAAACCAAGCAAGACUUCAUAGAUUUGGUUGAAGUAAUUUAUCGAGGAGCAAUGAGGGGAAAGCUUAUUGUCCAAAGUCCUAUUGAUCCCAAGAAUAUUCCCAAAUAUGACCUUCUCUAUCAAGACAUUUAACGCAUUCAUGACUAUCAAAGCUGAAGAAAAAAGCACAUCUUGAAACAGUACCUGAACCCAGCUGUGCCGUUUUCCUGGAGUCCUUCGGACAUGUGUUCAGCAUCCCAGCAGAGAAGAGUGCUGACUUGGGUAGAAAAUACCCCACCCUCAAGUAGAAGACCACGCUGGCACUGCGAUGGGCAGAGAUGCUUAAAUGUCUAUUCCCUGCAAACCCCAGAGCAGUCAAGACCACCGGGGUCAAUUUCCCCAGCGUGAUUUUUUUUUUAAUUUUUAUUGUGCUUCUCUUUAUUCCUUAAGAUG
Puma concolor (puma) is the source of this 937-nucleotide messenger RNA. RefSeq names its product thioredoxin like 4B (gene TXNL4B). Gene Ontology annotation, biological process: mRNA splicing, via spliceosome. The record is from RefSeq and is a predicted model, not a curated record. NCBI's taxonomy places the organism in Eukaryota, Metazoa, Chordata, Mammalia, Carnivora, Felidae. Gene Ontology annotation, cellular component: U4/U6 x U5 tri-snRNP complex; spliceosomal complex; U5 snRNP.